This is a messenger RNA of Balearica regulorum gibbericeps (East African grey crowned-crane), 1176 nucleotides long. The record is from RefSeq and is a predicted model, not a curated record. Lineage: Eukaryota; Metazoa; Chordata; Aves; Gruiformes; Gruidae.
AUGACUGAAACUGCAGUUUGCGUUGGAACAUUCACUGCUGUGAAGACACUUUGGGAAGUGAGAAUACACAAGAUAAAUGAAGAAUUACAGAAAGAAAAGGAAUUCAGACAGAGGCUACUACUUGUCUGGGAGGAGAGAGCUGCUUUAGCAAAGCUCAAAGAAAAAGUUAUUAAUGAAGAAGGAAGAGCAAUUUUAAGGAUAGAGGAAGAAGAAUGGAAGACACUACCUUCGUGCUUAUUGAAACUAGUUCAUCUCCAGGAAUGGCAGCUUCAUAGAACUAGUUUGCAGAAAAUUCCUCAGUUCAUUGGAAGAUUUCGCAGUCUUGUUGUUCUGGAUCUAUCCCGGAACUCAAUUGAAAGUGUACCUAAAGAAAUUGGCCAGCUGACUAGCCUCCAAGAGCUGCUUCUCAGUUACAAUAGAAUAAAGUCUGUUCCUAUGGAAAUAAGUAACUGCGUCAGUCUGGAAAGAUUGGAACUGGCUGUCAACAGGAGUAUCUGUGAUCUUCCUCCUCAGCUCAGUGAUUUAAAGAAGCUUUCACACAUAGAUUUGUGCAUGAAUCAGUUUACUACCAUCCCUUCAGCUCUUCUCGACAUGCCAAAUCUAGAAUGGCUAGAUAUGGGGGGAAAUAAACUCCAGGAGCUUCCUGAUGCAAUUGACAGAAUGGGAAAUCUCCACACUUUAUGGCUCCAAAGGAAUGAGAUAAGCUCUUUGCCAGAAACCAUUGGUAAUAUGAAAAAUCUUAGUACUCUUGUUCUUAGCAACAACAAACUUAAGGAUAUUCCAGCUUGUAUGAAGGACAUGACAAAUCUGAGAUUUGUCAACUUCAGAGACAACCCACUGGAGUUAGAGGUAACACUCCCUCCAUGUGAGAAUACAGAAGAGGAGGAGCAACAGGAAAUGUUUGGCAUUGAAUUCAUGCACAUGUAUAUCCAGGAGUCACUCAAGAAAACAGGAAAUCUGGAAAGUUGUACUUCUGGUCCUUCUCCUAUCAUAAAUGCUGAUGAAUAAAGAAUGUAACUAGACUUUGGUUGUGGUUUCUUGCAUGCCACAAGUGGCCCAGCUACUCAUUCUCUGAAAAUAAUUAAAUUCUACUGGUCCAAGUCCUACUGAUUUAAAGAAGUCUUUGCCUACAUAAUGUGUCCAGUCACAUUUGUGAUGGCAGCACAAUGCAAUAAC